Gregarina niphandrodes is the source of this 534-nucleotide messenger RNA. RefSeq lists its product as hypothetical. Bases 1 to 534 code for a protein of 177 amino acids. NCBI's taxonomy places the organism in Eukaryota, Apicomplexa, Conoidasida, Eugregarinorida, Gregarinidae. The transcript has a single exon. The record is from RefSeq and is a predicted model, not a curated record.
AUGUGUGUGGAUCGCUUGAUUGGUGGUUGGGGCAAUGUAGAAGCACGUUUGAAUCGCGCUGCCUACGUUGGCAACGAUGUCUGGUGUCAGGUGCAAAGGUAUGGGAUGGAUCGCGGUGCUUCCCUCAUUGGUACCUACGAUGGUGCUGCUUUGAUUAUUGGUAGAAUUGGGGUAGAGGACUCUGCAUCUUUGGAGGAGAGGCUUCGUGUGCGAGACCAAGUUGGCCCACUAUCAGAGAGCGAGUGGUCACAACAGCGAGAGGUGUUACCAUAUUUUAAGUUGGAUAGCCUCGCCGUGCUUAUUAACGAAGAGAAUGGCCACAAGGAGAUUAUUCUGAACCUGAUUUACAUGUUAACGAACGAAUUCGUGAGAUAUUGCGCGCUAAAGAAUUACGACCAUCUGAUUCCCGUGGAAGCUCGGCAAGUUCUCAGGGAGAAAUCGCUGUACGAUAAAGAGGACAUCGAUCAGCGGAUUGAGACCCGUAGGCUUCUGAAGGAGAUCCGUCUGGUGCAAUGCGAAGGACGGCGCUGCUAA